Molecule: messenger RNA, 438 nt
Organism: Megachile rotundata (alfalfa leafcutting bee)
Lineage: Eukaryota; Metazoa; Arthropoda; Insecta; Hymenoptera; Megachilidae
Product: histidine-rich glycoprotein-like
Source: RefSeq, a predicted model, not a curated record
AUGUCACUGUAUGACCACUAUAGGCACUAUAGUGGUGCCAUCUCUCUGUAUGACCACUAUAGGCACCAUAGUGGUACAAUCUCUUUAUACGAUCGCUAUAGGCACUGUAGUGGUACCAUGACUCUGUAUGACCACUAUAGGCACUAUCGACGUACCAUCUCUCUAUACGACCACUAUAGGCACCAUAGUGGUACCAUAUCUUCAUACGAUCACUAUAGGCACUGUAGUGAUACCAUGACUCUGUAUGACGACUAUAGGCACUAUAGACGUACCAUCUCUCUAUACGACCACUACAGGCACCAUAGUGGUACCAUGUCUUCAUACGAUCACUAUAGGCACCGUAGUAGUACCAUCUCUCUGUACGACCACUAUAGUGCCCCUCGCAAACAUCAUCACAUAGCGCCACAGUGGCUCUACCGGCUCACCCAUUUCAAUUGA